Spodoptera frugiperda (fall armyworm) is the source of this 1483-nucleotide messenger RNA. RefSeq lists its product as uncharacterized. The transcript has 2 exons. Bases 135 to 518 code for a protein of 127 amino acids. NCBI's taxonomy places the organism in Eukaryota, Metazoa, Arthropoda, Insecta, Lepidoptera, Noctuidae. The record is from RefSeq and is a predicted model, not a curated record.
UAGUGAAAUGGGUCACUGUCAUAAACACAGCCGAUGCUCACGGACCAUUACGCGCGGCCAUCAAAGCCAAACGUUAUAAAUCACUUUAUUUUCGAAACAUACGUAAACAAGGAUUUAGACCAAGAAGCUUAAAAAUGAAGCACCAGCAAGUCAGUGUGGAUUACUGGGCGAUGCUAAAGUCUAUGCUGAUGUAUGGAGUCCUGACUGCGCUGGGCUGGUUGAUGCUGAGACUAUUCAAUGCUGUGUUCUCACUGCCACGGAGGUUGAGGACCCAGCAGGAGAAUAUACAGGCUACCUUGGAAGAGUUCCAGCGACGAUAUCCAGACCUGAACGUGACGGAAGAUGACAUUAAAAACGCUGAGAAAGAACUGGAAGAGUGGAACAAAGAAAUGGACGAAAAACUUAAAAAUAAGGAACAGGCCGGCAAAACUAAAUGUGAGAUAGAUGGCGUCUGUGAGAAAUGUGACGAACCGGUCGGAAACCCCAAAGAAGGUUCAGAAGAGAAGAAAACUAAAUAAUGUCUAGCAAAUAAAGUAAUCAGAUGUUUAUUCUUCAAGUUAACUAGAGAUAGAUACCUAAAAUGUAUUCAUAAUAUUAUUAUUAUUUCUUGAAUUAGUAAAAUAAUUUAACUAAAAAAUCACGGUUUACUCAUGAAAACCUCUACUAGUUUCGAGUCACAGGAGGCUGCGUUACGUCGCCACGUCUGCGCACGCUGCUCAUGAUAAAGAGUCCUUCUGAAACUCGAAACCAGUAGAACCUUUCCCGGUUAAUGUACGUGAGAAAACAGUGUUUUUUUUUUUGUUAAUUUAGUAUGUCUCACGUUGUUAUUAUAAAAAUAUAUCUAGUAAAAUAAUUGUUAAGGUAGAUAGAUGAAGCAAACAUGCUUCAUGCCUACAAAUCCAGAUGACAUUGCAUUGGAAAUGUCGAAAUUACCACCUUACAUGUAAGUACUUGUUAUAAUAAUUAUAUCGUUAGUAUAAAACGCAGAAUGUUUACUUAAAACGCAGUAUUUUAUCUUAAACCAUAGUCAUUAUUUUAAAUUCACUGUCUUUAUUUUGAAGACGCGUUAUUGCUUGUUGAUAUAUAAUAUAGUUAUUGUACUCGAGCGCCAGAUGGCACCCUUGGCGUUUUAAGUCUACUCUGUUCAAUAAUUUACGUGAAAUUAUCAUGGGUGUGAAAAACAAUAUAUUCUUUAUUGAAGGGUUCUCUUAAUCUGUUAAACAUUGCCAAACAAAUUGUAGUAUUACAAGAAUGAUUGCAUCAGCCGUAUCUAUUAAACCAUAUUUUUUAAUACAUGGGUUAGUAAUCUAAGCAAUUUAAGUACAUAAAACUCAAAUACUCAUCUUUAUCUAAUGCCCAUAACAUUGACUUAUAGUGUGAUACAUUCAUAGUACUUAAUUUAAUAUUCUUUUAACUAUUUUAAGCAUCAACAACGAAGAUUCACUUCUAUAUUUAUCAAUUAUAAUUAUCCUUAUUUACACAA